This is a messenger RNA of Tachysurus vachellii, 5249 nucleotides long. RefSeq names its product cAMP responsive element binding protein 5b (gene creb5b). Gene Ontology annotation, molecular function: DNA-binding transcription factor activity, RNA polymerase II-specific; cAMP response element binding. The transcript has 11 exons. Gene Ontology annotation, biological process: regulation of transcription by RNA polymerase II. NCBI's taxonomy places the organism in Eukaryota, Metazoa, Chordata, Actinopteri, Siluriformes, Bagridae. Bases 98 to 1600 code for a protein of 500 amino acids. The record is from RefSeq and is a predicted model, not a curated record.
AACUGCCUCAAACCGAGAUGGAUGACUGUGACACAGAGCAGUAGAAGAUGUCCAGCUGUCUGCACUCCACUAAGUCUAUUCUGAUUGGUUGAGAGUCAUGUCAAUCAGGCACAAAAGGGCAGAAUCCCCCCUGCAGGUUUAUGAGGAGCUGGAGCAAGAGAUGAACUCCGAGCAGGAAAGGCCGUUCAUUUGCAGCGCUCCAGGCUGCUCUCAGCGUUUCCCCACAGAAGACCAUCUAAUGAUUCACCGCCACAAGCAUGAGAUGACCCUCAAAUUUCCUCCCAUCAAAAGUGAUAAUAUGCUAUCAGACCAGACGCCAACCCCAACCCGCUUCCUAAAGAACUGUGAGGAGGUAGGAUUGUUCAGUGACCUGGACUGCUCCAUCGAGCAGGAGUUCUGCAAAGUCCAAGAGGAGGAAGACACCAAACCGAAUAUUGCUCUUCAUGCACAACCAGGCCCCAACCAGCACCAGCAACCUCACAGUGGAAUGGCCAACCAUGAGAACAGCAUUGUGAUACAGCAAGCAUUGCCAUCACCACAGUCCAGCUCAGUCAUCACUCAGGCCCCAUCCACCAACAGACAGAUCGGCCCAGUUCCUGGCUCUCUCUCAUCACUGCUACACAGGAACAGACAGCGACAGCCUCUGCCAGCCUCCAUGCCUGGCACUCUGCCUGACCCAACCAUGCAGGGAUCCUCUGCCGUGCUAAUGCCUAUGGAGAGACAAAUGUCGAUGGGCUCCAACAUAAUGGGCAUGCAAGGCCCCACCCACAGCAGCUCCUGUUCCUCUCCUCAUGUACCAUCCAUGCAUUCAGAAGCAAAACUGAGACUGAAAGCUGUUCUGGCUCAUCAUCCAGGGCCUAUCUCCAAUGGCAACAUGAAUACAAUGGGUCACAUGAUGGAUAUGAUGUCAUCACGGCAAGAGCAGAGCGGCCAUCACCAUAUGCAUUCUCACCCUCAUCAACACAUGCAAGCCCCGCCCCAUGGUUACCCACAUCACACCCACCACCAUGGCCACACCCCGACAGGCCACCACCACCCGCAGAGCCACGGGCACCAUAACUCUCACCCAGGCCACCUACACCCUGGUCACGGGCAUCAGACGUCUCCACACGCACCAAUGCACUCCUCUGCCCCUCAGUUAUCCCCGGCCGCGCAGCAAAUGCAACCAACACAGACACUGCAGUCUGGACAACCCAGUGGGGGUCGGCGCAGACGAGUGGUGGACGAGGACCCCGAUGAGCGUCGGCGCAAGUUUCUAGAGCGGAACCGGGCGGCCGCUACACGCUGCAGACAAAAGAGGAAAGUUUGGGUGAUGUCCCUGGAGAAGAAAGCUGAGGAGCUCACCCAGACCAACAUGCAAUUACAGAAUGAGGUGAGCAUGUUGAAGAAUGAGGUGACUCAGCUCAAGCAGCUCCUACUGACACACAAAGACUGUCCCAUCACCACCAUGCAAAAGGAGUCACAGGGUUACCUCAGUCCAGAGAGCAGUCCAGCAGGAAGUCCGACCCCUGUGUCCCAGCAGCAGGUCAUCCAGCACAACACCAUCACCACAUCCAACACGGUCUCCAAUCACUGCACAGACAUCAACCCCAUCCAUUAGAGCCCCUUUAUGUCUUAGACACUCGAACAGCUGCACCGUGAGCUCCAUGAACAAAGGCACACUUCUGAGCCUCUGUGGCAACUCUUUCUUCCAUAAGUAUUUGGUACAUGUAUGGUUUCAUCUCAUGGUUUCUUUGGUGGGUUUUUUUAGUUGUUUUGUUUUGUUAUUUUUUAAUUUGAAAAUAGUUUCAAAAGGAGGCCUAUCAAAAUGAAUCCAGUGCUGAAAUUUUUAGAAUGACCUGUUCACACAAAUUUAAGGUUCAAAAUUAUUGUGAUUUUACAUUUGAGGAGAUGUUGAGACUGUUUCUGCGUGUAUUACUGAUUAACUCUCUGUCCCUCAAAUACUACUGCCUUCCCAUAUAUGCAAGUCAAACUGUAGCAUCGGUGUGUCCUUUCUCAUCCUCUGAUCUAUAAUGCCAAAAAAAAAAAAUCUGUUCAUUUUGUAUCUGUUUGUAUUUCAAAAUGAUUUAUGAAAAGUAUUUGUCCUGUCCCACUUCCAGUCUCCUGCAAGGCGACGAACUAAGAACACCUAAUUGAUAAUUCAUUAUGUAUUGAUGACAAUAACGAUAAACGUUAAACGGAAGCAAUAUACAUCAGUCUGACGAAUUCUCAACAUUUCUUUCAUUUUACUGUCAAUUUACCAGAUUGAAUUCAUAUCACAAAACCACAGUAGUAUAUUACCGCUUGGCUGGUGCACUACUGUGCUGCUUUUAUAGCUGCAGCCAGUAAUUUUAAAAUCAAUUUCUAUCACGUAGUGUUUAAGUUGAGUUUUUGCCUUGUUGAAAAUUCGUCAGAAUUCUGGUGAGGCCCACUGUUUGUGUGUAUGUGUGCAUGAAUCUCAGUGGCUGCUCUAGCCAUAUGCUGAAUCUCAGCACGGUGACAUUCUCGAUACAUCUCUACUUUAUAAAACCUCUGGCAAAGUUACAAAGGCCUUCUGUAAAGUAAGAAAAUAAUGUAAUCACCAGUAAUCAACGUUUGUUUAAACCUGCAUGGCCAUUGUUUUGUUGGAUGAAUAUGAGGUUGAAACCUAGCCUUUUGGGGUUUUUUUUUUUAGCAUGGCCAGAAGAGUCUGUCUCUUGGUUGCUCCUUAAGUCUAUGAUUAUGCAGUAUGUAAUAUGAUCAUUCAGUCUAACAGACUCAACAGAUGUUGAUUAGAUUGUCUGGAUUGAGAGACAUAUAAGUAAGAAAGCUUUAUAAGCAGCUCUUCCUAUCAUGGACCAAGCAAAGACUCAAUAGAGGUCUACAGAAUUUCCUAUAGCAGAUACUGUACGUAGGGGUCUGCAGGAGAUCAAAUCUGCUGCUGCACUGGAGAUCUUCAUAUUGAUAGCAGCUUCUUCUUACUAUAAGGACAUUCCAAUGUGAAAUCUAUUUUUUGCCCUUUGUAUCUUUGUUUGGUUGUUUGUUAAAAAAAAAAAAAAAAAAAUCUCUUUACCUCAGGACUGCAUAAUCCCAGACACGAAGCUGCCCACUAAGUUUCUGAGCAGGCCUUGAAGCCCUGAUGAGGUUGUAUCAAUUAGCUGUCUCCCUUUAACUAUGACUUAUUACGUAGCGCUUUUUUUUUUUGUCUGCCUCGAAGAGAAUGUAGCAUUUUACUAUUUCUAAACAGGUACCAAUCUAAACUAUGCUUUUCAACUCUCACAUUGUGCCUGAAAUAUUUUGUGACUUACUCACAUGAAAAGAAUGUCAGUCAUUAUUAAUAUCAAACAUUUUGUGUGUGUGCGCGCGUGUGUGUGUGUGUUGAAGAUUUUAUGCUCUUUUGUAAAUGUUCAGACUAAUUGCUUGCUUGCAUGGAGCUGUUCCUGGCGAUUCACUUUGGUGAACAUUUGGGUAUUCCUCUGGACCUCGGAAGCCUGUGAUGAGAGCACCUUGACCUUCUUUGACUUUUCCCAGGCAUCCAUGGUCAAGCCCAAAUAAAUAGUUAAGUUUGCGCCAAAAUGUCCCCCUGAACAGGAGAAACAGUCCUUUUUCCUGCAGCUGAACUCUCAAGUAUUCCACAGCUUGUCGAGGACAAAUUUUAUCCUUCUUAAUUGGAACAUAUUGAUUUCCUUUGCCUUCCCAUGCAGCACUAUGUCCGGAGCGGGAGCGUGCUAAAACACCUCCACCUUUAGAGGAGGAUCCAUGUAGCUGUCUAUGCACUUUGACCUCUGCGAGUACAGCAGAGUUUGAAAUAGCCAUAUUGAAGACUCAGUGAUUCUUCUGUUCCCACACCAGCGAGAUGCAGCCCCUGUCAUCCCACGGAGACAGAGGUAUCGCAGCCUUUUGUAUCUCCCAAAAACAAGGAGUCCCUUAUUGGGCCACUCUACUGGAAUCCAAGGAUAUGUAUAUGUUCACUUUCAGACUUUGUGUCUAAUUUCUCUUAUAGCUUUAAAAGAUUAUAGAUAUCUCUUUAAGAUGUCUUUUAUCUACAAAACUUUGUAGAUAACCUUUGUAGGUUUUUCACACUGUGAAGGUGGCUGGGGUAGUAAUGUGAAACAAAACAAUAAUGUUUUCUAUUGAGUCUAAGACCUCAUGCGUUGCGUUUGCAUUCGGUCAGUUGCAGCAGUUAUCCAAAUGAACAAUGUAACUGAAGCCAGCACUUGCUACAUGUAGCAUUGUAAAGAGGCUUUUUAUUUUCAUUUUUUUUCCCCACGAUUUGAUUUGUGGUUUGUUACAGCUAAACACGAACCUGAUCACAGUACAUGUGUCAUCUCAGUGUGCAUUUCAGUACUUCACUCUAGUUCCUACAUUGCAAUAUAGUGAACUGGCAAGAAGGUUGGCCACCAUAGCUGUCUUAUUUCAGACUAAAAAUAGACAUGAUAUUUGUACUGAACUCUCAAGAUUUGCAUUUAUGUUCCCCAGGCAUGAAAGAUAACAUUAACGCAUUAAAUGGGUCUCUAUGGAGGACCAUAUGGUUGUCGUUGGAUACAAUUAUCAUCCAGUAACAUGUCUCAGGCCACGCUGGAGUAGCAAAGUUAAACAACCAUCAGACGUCCUGCAGUAUUUCAUCUCUUCAGCCUUUUCAUUUCAAAUGACAGCAGAUCAGGUUAACGUCCACUACGGGCGACAUCACCUCUGCUCACCACAAAGGCCGAAAACGAAACAGAUUCAACUGGAAUGAUUUGUAAAAGGAACUAUAUUAGAGAGUAAUCUCGACUUGUUGAUUUGGACAACGUUCCUUUUUACAAUGGGUCGAAAUGGGUUUGUAUUUUGUACAUGGUUUCUAAGAAAAUGAAUUUAAAAAAAUGUGUGUUCGAGUCUGCUUGUGUGUGUGAGUGUGUGAUUUUUUUUUUUUUGGCGCAAUGGUGGACAUUAAAAAAAGUAUAAAUGUAUCAUUUGAAGCAUAAAAAUAUAAAUAUUGUAUAGAUUCUCAUUAAUCUUGCUCAUAAUGCAACCACCUUUCUUCUCGAAAGGAGUCAAUGUUUGGUACAUGUUGUAAAUAAUGUUUGCAUAGCACUUCAAGUGUUUGUUCAUGUUUGUUAAAAUGUCUGUUUAUUUCUGCGCAUAAACCUUUCCUCGUUUAUUCCAUGUCCUGGAUUCAAACAUGCCUGCAUAACUUUGUACAUUUUCUAUAUGAAUGUGUUUGUUCAUUUGUUUGUCUAUGCAUAUGUACAGAUGUGAGAUCACAGCAGCUAUAUUACAGUAUGGAAAUAAAGCACUUGUUCAGUAACAAA